AUACAUUUUGAAAUUCAGAUAAUUGUAAUCAAUUGACAGUUGUACUGUGCUACAUUAUUGACAAAACAAUGUUGUCUUUUGAAUUUGCUUGUACGAAAAAAAAUAAUAAAAGAUAAAAAAAAUUAGAAAUUAGAAAUAUACAAAAAUUGGUCCCUUUCUUACAUUUUUUUCGGCAAAAUACUAAAUUUUAAAUUCUAUGUUAUACUGGGAAUCUGACCAAAUUGAGCUCAAUGAAAACGACGGAGACGAUUUCGUGCCAAUUGUCCAAGCAGUCCAAACUCCGUCCUCGUGGCCCAACUUAGACGAGGUAUCUUCUGCGCGCUCAAGAGCUGGAACUAUACCUGAUCUAGACAGCGUUGCAGAUAUGCUGACAAAAAUGAAAAUUGAUGGAUGUUCCGUUGCAAUCCCACCAGCUUCCUGUCGCCCUGGCAAGCCAAUAGUCGUUCCACCAAAUACGCCACAAGGUUAUAGCUCAGCAGUCCCAUCACGCAAUCAGCGAAUCUUUGAACAGUCCAAUCCCACAACGCUCUUAUCGCCCAAAAAAUCAGUUCCCAGAACGUCCGGUCGAACAACUGGUCCACUCCCACGUAAUCUUCUAGUGGUCACGAACCGUCCGGUGGGCCCGUCGUGCAGUCGGCCAACGUCCGGUACUGCAAUGGCCCCAACGCCCAGUAAUAUAAUUUCGAUAUCGUGCUGCUGCCCAACGUCCCGUCAGCGAAUUGCUACAUCGUCCAGUUACGUAAUGGCGCCUUCGUCAGCUCAUCGAAUAGCCACAUCGGUCAAUCGUCCAACCGCUACAUCAUCCAAUCGUUCAAGCAAAUCACCAUUUUAUUGUUCAAACGUACCACCCCAGUCCCCAAAUUCAGAAUUAAGAUCUCUUAAGAGAAAAGAGAUCGCUAUCACUGCUGAGGAACUUCGUCAAUUUCGACAGAAUUGUCUAGAGGAACAUAAUAAAAGGCGAAAACAGCAUGGCGUUCAGCCUCUAGUGCUCGAAAAAUCAUUGUGCCAGAUUGCCCAAGAGUGGGCGGAACAUUUAGGUGAAAUCGAAACACUAGAGCACCAAAAGCAUUCACCUUACGGCGAAAAUCUCUUCCAUACCGUUGGUACGACACUUACUGCAGAAGAGAUGUUGACAGAUUGGUACAAUGAAAGUGAAAACUACAACUUUUCUAAGCCUGGUUUCACCGACUUAACCAAUCAUUUCACCCAGAUCAUAUGGAAGGAUACGAAAUUUCUUGGAGUAGGAAUGAUGAAAACAGAUAACCAUACUUGGAUUGUAUGCAAUUACGAACCACGGGGCAAUAUUAUUGGUAAGUUUGGGGACCAAGUUCAGCACCUAAGAAACGCACCGUCAUUAACCGAUGAAGACUUAACUGAAGCACAAGCCAAGGUUUACCGAGAUGAGUUUGCGAAUGCGUGCUUGGAAGUGCACAAUAACUAUCGUUCCAAACACGGAUGUCCACCUCUGAAAUUGAGUGCGCAAUUGAAUAAAUAUGCUAACGAUUGGGCACAGCAAUUAGCUAAAGUCGGUACCUUAGAACAUCGUCCAAACGAUAAAUAUGGUCAAAAUCUUUUCAUGGCUUCCAACUAUGAUCCGAGUGCUGAGGAAGUGGUGAAAGAUUGGUAUUCAGAGAUAAAAGGUUAUGACUUUAAAAGACCUGAUUUUAGCACAGAUACCGGCAAUUUUACGCAGUUAAUAUGGAAAAACACUCGAGAACUAGGUGUGGGCAUACAAAAAAUCGGUGCAACAGCUUAUAUAGUAUGUCAUUAUCACCCCCAAGGUAAUCUUAUUGGAGAGUUUAGGGAAAAUGUACCGCCACUAAACAAAGAAUUAGAGCACGACUUGAGAACGCCAAGCGACACAAGUAUAGAGGAUCAACAAUUAGCCACUGGAGGAGAAGAGUCGUCUAAGCCUCGUUCUGGUAGUAGUCUCUCGAGUAUGUCUUUUGAUGAGCAAUGCUUGAACAGUCAUAAUAAAUAUCGAUCUAUGCACGGCUGCCCGCCGUUAGUGUUAAACGAUGAAUUAAGCACUUACGCUACAGAGUGGGCUCAGCAUUUAGCUCGAUCAGGUAAAUUCGAACAUCGUUCUAAUAAUCGUUAUGGAGAGAAUCUGUUCUACGGCAGCGGUUAUGUGGUCACUGGUAACGAUCCUGUUAAAUCCUGGUACGGAGAAAUUAACAACUACAAUUUUAAAAGGCCAGGGUUUCAUCAAACUACUGGUCAUUUUACUCAAUUAAUUUGGAAAAAAACUAAACAACUAGGGGUUGGAGUAGCUGUCGAAGGUCGUGUUACAUUUGUUGUCUGUAAUUAUGAACCGCACGGUAAUGUUGUAGAUCACUUUGCCGAAAACGUACCGCAAUUGCUUAGUGCAUUCCUAAAGGACGAGAAAAGUUUACUUAGAACAGAACAUAUAUUGCAAAAUCUUACUUACCACGUAUGCAAUGUUUCUGUUCCUACUGCUCAACCUCAGCUUAAAUCUACAGAAAUCCGAGAAUUUGAAGAAGAUUGCCUAAGGGCCCAUAACAAGUUCAGGGCAAUGCAUGGUUCUCCCCCUUUAAAAUUGAACAGGAAUCUGUGCACAUUCGCUGCCGAAUGGGCAAAGGAAUUAGCAAAGAAAAAAUCAUUUGAGCACCGUCCCAACAACAAGUAUGGUGAAAACUUAUACUUUGGUUCCGGCUUUAAGAUAUCCGCGGAAGACGCAGUACGUACCUGGUAUAAUGAAAUACAUGAUUACAAUUUUAAGAAGCCGGUGUUUCAUCCAGACAUCGGCCAUUUUACGCAGCUAAUAUGGAAAAGUAGUAAAGAAUUGGGUGUGGCUCUUCAUAUCGCUAACACAACGACAUAUGUAGUUUGCAAUUACGAUCCACCUGGUAAUAUUAUGGGCCAGUUUGAUGUUAACGUACCAUUACCGUUGAGUGAUAAGGGGGCAGCUCCUUCUUCUUCUAAACAGGCUCCAGAAAGACAAGGGGUAAUUGCUUCCUCGGACAAUUUUGUUCAACGUAUACUUGAUUUACAUAAUGAAUAUCGUGCCAAGCAUAAUUGUCCACCUUUACAACUCGAUAAAAAUUUGACCACCUACGCAAUGGAUUGGGCAAAAGCAAGUCAUUUGGCUACUACCAACACUUUAGUGCAUCGAAAUCCUCAGGAAUAUGGUGAAAAUAUAUUCAAAGCAACUGGUUGGGAUAUAACAGCUGAGGAAGUUAUGAAAACUUGGUACGAUGAAGAAAAACAAUACAAGUACACUGACGCAAAAUUUUCAGCAAUGUGCGGGCAUUUCACUCAAAUUGUUUGGAAAGAUUCUAAGUUAUUAGGAGUGGGUGCAGCUGUGCGAGAUAAAUCUACUUAUGUUGUUUGCAAUUACGAUCCACCUGGAAAUUUUAGAAACGAGUAUAAACAGAAUGUUCCGCCCCCGACGAGGACCAACUAAACAUAAACUCUUGUAAAAUUGAAAAGUAUUAGAAGGAAAAAAUUAUCUUCCCAGCUCGUGUUGCCUUGAAACCAAAAAAGAUUAAAUACAUUCACACAUAAAAUAAUCGCUUCAUAUUCGAGCUUUUGAAGACAACAUAAACGUGAUCCAUAGUUGCUAAACAC
Glossina fuscipes is the source of this 3591-nucleotide messenger RNA. RefSeq lists its product as uncharacterized. The transcript has 12 exons. Lineage: Eukaryota; Metazoa; Arthropoda; Insecta; Diptera; Glossinidae. The record is from RefSeq and is a predicted model, not a curated record. Bases 197 to 3427 code for a protein of 1076 amino acids. Gene Ontology annotation, cellular component: extracellular region.